Molecule: messenger RNA, 966 nt
Organism: Nanorana parkeri
Lineage: Eukaryota; Metazoa; Chordata; Amphibia; Anura; Dicroglossidae
Product: serine protease 33-like
Exons: 5
Coding region: 1-966 (321 amino acids)
Biological process (GO): proteolysis
Molecular function (GO): serine-type endopeptidase activity
Source: RefSeq, a predicted model, not a curated record
AUGGGAGAAGAAUGUGGAAAGCCUCAGGUGGCAAGCCGAAUUAUGGGCGGACAGGAUGCCCAGGCGGGGGAGUGGCCAUGGCAAGUGAGUUUACGCAUGAAUGGACGACACUUCUGCGGUGGAUCCCUCAUCAGUGAAUCCUGGGUGAUCUCUGCUGCUCACUGUAUUAUCAGCUCUGUGACAACCUCCAAACUCACCGUCCACCUCGGCUGCUACCAACUUUCCAGUCCAAAUUCGCAGGAGAUUUCUGUUGGGGUGAAAACCAUCAUAAAGAAUCCCAAAUUUACAGGUGUGGGCUCGUUGGGGGACAUCAGCCUCAUAGAGCUGAAGACCCCGGUCAAAUAUACCGCGUACAUCCUCCCGGUCUGUCUGCCCACUGCCGAUGUGAACUUCCCAGAUGGACUAGACUGCUGGGUGACCGGCUGGGGGACCAUCAGGUCUGGAGUGGACCUCCCGAGCCCCCAGACUCUGCAGGAGGCCCGGGUCCCUCUGAUCAACUCAAAUACCUGCGACCGGCUCUACCAUAUCCAGUCUGGUGUCAGCAGUUCGGUUCCCAUAAUCCUGAGCGAUAUGACCUGUGCCGGGUAUCAGGCCGGCGGGAUAGACUCCUGUCAGGGAGACUCCGGGGGUCCUCUGGUCUGCUCCAAAGGUGGACAGUGGUUCCUGGCUGGGCUGGUGAGUUGGGGUGAUGGUUGUGGAAUGGUGAACCGCCCCGGGGUGUACACCCGACUGACUUCCUUUCAGGACUGGAUUAAGCUGAAGGCUCCAGAGACUCAGAAGAACAUGUUGUUUGUCAACUUCACCAAAGCUGACAGCAGCACAGCCACUACAGUCACUACAGUCACUAGAGUCACUAGAGUCAAUAUACAGACCCCACACUGGAGCAGCCGAGCUACAUCUGUCCAGCAAGAUUUCCUGAUCACAUGGGCAGCAGUUCUUUUCUGCAUGUUUUGUGUCUGUGCUUAG